Molecule: messenger RNA, 2189 nt
Organism: Cryptococcus deneoformans JEC21
Lineage: Eukaryota; Fungi; Basidiomycota; Tremellomycetes; Tremellales; Cryptococcaceae
Product: expressed protein
Exons: 11
Coding region: 38-2062 (674 amino acids)
Source: RefSeq, a predicted model, not a curated record
CUUCUCCAAUAGCUAGGAAUCGAUCUUUACUGCAGGCAUGUCCGUCGCAGAUACAGAUGAGGUCGAUGACCACCUUCUCCUCUUCGAUUUUCCCCAGCUUACGCCCCUGCCGGACGAGGAAUAUCCCCGACACCUCGAACCGCGCAGGCCUGACAGAGGAUACUAUAUUGCAAUGUGUUUGGUUCUUAUGGUUUGGAUGAUAACCCCAAUGUCAUGCGCAUAUCUCUUAUGGUUCAUCUUGUUGUCUCCGUAUCCUCACAACCUUACAGCCACUCUCUUCGCUGCCUAUGCUCUCACAGAAGCUCUCUUUGCAAUUUACCUGUCCUAUCUAAAUUCUUUCGUCCAACGACCGUCUCCCCCAUCCAACGUCUCUGACGAGUUCCGCACAGCACUCAUGCGGCGAGUGUUUCACUCUGGUUUGAGAUACCCCACUCCUCCCAAAGGGGUCCUUGCGCACAAUGACGUGGACCCUGCUGGGAGAGAUGCCGUAGCCGAGAGAGCUGAAGAAGACUACCAAAAGGGGUUUAUUAGUGUUGCCGAGCUGUAUCACAUCCGGGAUAGAGAGUAUGAGGAGUCGGUUGGUCUUCGAGAGAGGAAACGAACCGGAAGAAUGACUCAAACCGAAAGGGCAGUGAUCGACGCGUUUGUCGAGGAGGAAGAGGGUGAUCGCGAGAGGAUGCUGAGGGAUCAAAUUGAGGGGAACUUGAAACCUACGGAAGAGGAAUCGGGCUAUGAGGGCAUUAUUCAAAACGGAGAAAUCGUCAAGCUACACAAGUGGGAUCGUCGAGCGAUUGAAUUCCGCGAGAGAAUGAGGACUUGGUUCAAUCAUGCACCUUGGGAAUCGAUUAAAAAAUUGAACGUCCAAGUCUGGCUUGCUUGGUCUUGUUACGGAUUACCACUGGAAGAUGUAAGGGCGAACAAGGAACAAUCGGCUUUCAUUGACUUGGCAACCAAAUUGCUUGAGGCAAGGACUGGCGUGGACUUUGAGGAAGGGUUUACAUCCAAGGUAGAGGUUAUGAGAUUGACCUUGGAUCCGGUGAAUGCUAAAAGUAGACCGCUCAUUUUAUACGCCCUUUCCAACCUCAUGAACCUUUGGCUUCGGGAGGUAGUAUACCCUUAUCAGGGAAUGGGGCUCUAUCGUGAAGGAGAUAUUGACUACCUGAUUCGCAUACCCAAGGAUUGGACCCCGGACAAGGGCCGCAAAAUUCCUAAUGCCAUGCCCGUAGUUUACCUUCAUGGGUUAGGUUUUGGGCUGCUUCAAUCCCACCUUCUCAUCAAACACCUCAUUCAAUCGCUUCCUACUCAUCCUCUCCUUAUACCUCUAUCACCCCAUACAUCUCAAGCACUCUUUCAUCACCGACACCUCCGACCAUGGACUAGGCCGGAAUUGGUCACUGCCAUGAAAAAUAUAUGUCGUCAGUGGGGAUUCUGGAAUGGAGGCGAUGACGAAAGUAAAGCACAAGGUGGGGAAGGAGACGAUAGAGAAAAGGUCAUCGGCGGUGUGUCCAUGUUGAGUCAUUCGAAUGGGAGUGUCGGGCAUGCCUGGAUAUUAAAAGAUUGUCCAAGUUUAAUAAGAAGAAGUACAUUCGUUGACCCGGUAGUAUUUUGUCUUUGGGAAGGCGAUGUGUGUCAUUCCUUCUGCUAUAGAAAGCCGUCAACUGCUUUGGAACUCUUGUUGUAUUAUUUUAUCGCUGCCGAAGUAGGAAUUGCCAAUUACAUUCAACGUAACUUUGACUGGACGGAAAACACCCUCUUCAUCGAGGAGAUUCCCGACGCCGCUGAUCCAAAGAAGACCGCAUUCUUCCUCGGUGGACGAGAUAUCAUUAUUGACGCUGCCAGGGUCAGAAAGUAUCUUGAGCGCCACGGUGUAACAUCUGGUCUUCACUGGGACGCUACAGCAGGCCAUGGUGAUGGUCUUGCUGGUGUGGCAAGAGACCGAGUAGUCAUGUUUGUUGGUACUGGUACAACCAAUUGGAAAAACUGGCUAGGUACUGGGAGACGACGGCAUUCACUUGGUAUGAAUGACCUUAGAGAGAGGGGUGGCAUUAGAAGAGAUGAAUAAAAUUAGACAGGCGUAUAGAGAAGUGUAUCCCCUUUUUAGAGGUGUGUCGAAUUCAGUUUUAGCAGAUAGAUAUGAUAUGAUGAACGAUUAUGACUCUUUGUAUGAUGGGAUGGACAACUUGAUUUCU